Molecule: messenger RNA, 1858 nt
Organism: Heterocephalus glaber (naked mole-rat)
Lineage: Eukaryota; Metazoa; Chordata; Mammalia; Rodentia; Bathyergidae
Source: RefSeq, a predicted model, not a curated record
CAACUUCACUUGUAGGACUGUUUUAAUGACCAGCCCCACAGUCCCCAAAUCACUCCUGAAUAGCAGAGCAGCCAGCUAGCCUAAGGGAGAGGAUACUGGCCAUGAGGGACCGAGGCUGGCCCCGAACUUAGACCUUCAGCCAGUGCUGCCCAGCUGACCAGCAGGGCCAUCCCUGGAGGCCCUCCUCCUCCGGCCUUUGGUUGUCGAUCUCAGCUCCAGGUUGUGGGAAAACUGGACGGCCACAGAGCCAGCAUGGAUCCCAGCAGUGACCAUCCCCUGAACAACCUCGGUGCCACCCGCUUGCACAAGCCCCGCACCCCAAUGGAGACCUUCAAAAAGGUGGGGAUCCCCAUCAUCGCAGCACUGCUGAGCUUGAUGGUCAUCAUCAUUAUGGCUGUCAUCAUCAAGAUGAUCCUGGAUAAAUACUACUUCAUCUGCCAGCACUCUCUACACUUCAUCCCGAGGGAGCACAUGUGUGAUGGCCACCCCGACUGUGCCUCAGGGGAAGAUGAGGAACCCUGUGUCAAGAACUUCCUUGAGCAGCCUGCUGGGACAGUCCGCCUCUCCAAGGACCGAUCCACACUGCAGGUGAUGGACCCAACCACAGGGAACUGGGCCUCUGCUUGUUAUGACAACUUCACAGAAGCUCUGGCCAAGAUAGCCUGUGGGCAGAUGGGCUAUGACAGCCAACCCACUUUCAAAGCUGUGAAGAUUAGCUGGGACCAGGAUCUGGAUGUCAUUGUAGUCACAGAAAACAACCAAGAGCUUCGGGUGCGGAACUCAAGUGGACCCUGUGUCUCAGGCUCCCUGGUUUCCCUGCACUGCCUUGCCUGUGGGAGCAGCGCAAAGACUCCUCGGGUGGUGGGUGGGCAGCAUGCAUCUGUGGAUUCUUGGCCUUGGCAAGUCAGCAUCCAGUACAACAAGCAGCACAUCUGUGGAGGGAGCAUCCUGGACCCCUACUGGAUCCUCACAGCAGCCCACUGCUUCAGGAAACAUCUCGAUUUGUACAACUGGAAAGUGAGGGCUGGCUUUGACAAACUGGACAAUUUCCCAUCUCUGCCUGUGGCCAAGAUCUUCAUUGCUGAGCAAAAUAACUCAUACCCCAAAGAGAAAGACAUCGCCCUCGUAAGGCUACAGCUCCCCCUUACAUUCUCAGGGUGACAGCGGUGGGCCCCUGAUGUACCACUCUGAGCAGUGGCAGGUGGUAGGCAUUGUGAGCUGGGGCCACGGCUGUGGGGGCCCAAGUACCCCAGGAGUGUACACCAAGGUCACAUCCUAUCUCAACUGGAUCCACAAUGUGCGGAAGUCUGAGAUGUAACACUGCUGUCCCUCUGCAGUGCUGAGCUGCUUCCCCCUGCACUGCCUACCUGGAGACCACCAAAAAUCAGACUCAGAGCAAGAGCCCCCUUGGGCACAGGUGUCUUCCUGCAGUCUCAGGAUUGCUUGAAUCACCAAAGGGCCUCUGUUCCUGAAAGAGACCCCACAGCCCAGAGGUACCCAGAAGGAAGUCAGCUGCCUUAGCUCAGCCACCCCCAGGAGUGACACAGUGCACUGAACAGGACCAGCCAGUGGACCAGGCAUCAGAGGCAUUGCAGAACUGAGAAGGAACCUCUCUCUUGCUCUCUACCGAAUGGAAGUGGCUCUUUCAUGAGAGCCCAGAACACUAAGGGGUGAAUGGAGGAGGAAAGGGCCUGACUAGCCCUCUCCUCCAUCCAUACCCAAGGCUAGUGGAGCAAGGAACCAGUUGUAAUGUAAAAUGUAUUGUCCUACUGUUGGCAUGACUACUGCUACCUAUCACUUAUUAUUGAUACUUGUAUGGCUGUUAUCAUUAAACAGAUGUGUGAAAUCUUUGGCAUCA